Messenger RNA from Contarinia nasturtii (swede midge), 1855 nucleotides. Its product is annotated as polycomb protein esc-like. Gene Ontology annotation, molecular function: nucleosome binding; protein binding. Gene Ontology annotation, cellular component: ESC/E(Z) complex. Gene Ontology annotation, biological process: negative regulation of transcription by RNA polymerase II. Bases 342 to 1583 code for a protein of 413 amino acids. The transcript is spliced from 5 exons. The record is from RefSeq and is a predicted model, not a curated record. Lineage: Eukaryota; Metazoa; Arthropoda; Insecta; Diptera; Cecidomyiidae.
UUUUCAUUGCUUUGUAUUCGACGACUUGAUUCGUUAAACAAACCAACAUUCGGCGCUGUCAGAUUGGUGACAAUAGCAUUCACAUAUAUUUGUGUAAAUAUAGCAUUGGCUGGUGUUUGUGUGUUUUUCAAGAACUGACGCUAGUAUAUGUGUGUGUUGCCGGCAUACUACUGUUACACAUCGAUAUUUAAAACGCAAAACAAAUAUAUUUUGACUAAACUUCAACAACAUUUCAACAACGAAUGAAUUUUACCGCUCAUCAGUCAGUAACACAUGUUUGAUUUUUAAUUUAAUGACGAAUAUUGGUCGUAUUUAAUCGAGAAGAUUUACCUGGUCAAAUCAUGUCAAGCAGAUCGAGUUCAUUUGAUAGUAUUACAUUAUCGAGUGAUAGCGGCCAUGAUAAUGAUUCAAUGCGAUGUUCACCAGCUCUGUCAGCUAUUACGAUCAAUUCAACCGAUUCUGGCACAUCAGGUCAUGAUAAAUUGAACUAUCAUUUUUGUUCAUUCGUGCAAGACAGCGCCAGAAAUAGGAAAGAGAUAUGGGCAGUGGAUUUCAAUCAUUUUUUGAAAGAUGGCGAAGAAAACAUUUUUGCGGCGGUCAGUGGUCCACGAUUUUAUGUGUACAAAACAACAGCAAAUGGUAAAAUGGAAUUGUUGAUGUGCUUUGAGGAUGCCGAUCCGGACGAAGAUUUUUGGACGUGCUGUUGGUCGGUGAACGUAUCACGGGCACCGAUAUUGAUAACAGGUGGCAGUCGAGGAGUUAUCCGAAUCGUUAACAUCGAUCUAGCCAAAAAUGAUUGGGACGUUGAGCCCAAUAAUUUAAUCGGACAUGGUGAAGCGAUUAAUCAAGUGAAAAUUGCACCACGUCAACCAUACCUUUUGGCAUCGGCUUCGAAAGAUCGUUCGAUUCGCUUGUGGAACAUUGAAACAAAAGUUUGUAUCGCAACAUUUCAUGGCGUCGAUUCACAUCGUGAUGAGGUCGUAUCGAUUGAUUUUAAUUUCGAGUCCACCAAACUCGUGUCUGGCGGGCUCGAUCAUAUGGUUGCUAUUUGGGAUUUGACAACACCAGAAAUUAGUGCAGCCAUCGAAAUGAGUACAAAAUACGACGCAAAUACAAGUACACGUGACUUCAAAACGUUUUUUCAUCCAUUUCCAACAUUUACAACGCGUCGCAUACACAAAAACUACGUCGAUUGUGUUAAAUGGUUUGGCGAUUUUAUUCUGUCAAAAUCGACAGAGAACGACUUGUGCGGUUGGAUGACAGAUAUCUUGCCAUGUGACUCAAAAUAUCUUGGAACACUUGCCGCACCACCAGAUGCCUGUACGAAAUUGAUUGAAUUCAAUGUUGAAAACUGCGACUAUUAUUUUGUUCGUUUCGCAACCAAUACAAUUCGCGGCAUUUUGGCGAUAGGUAAUAUGAAAGGAGUUGUAAGACUAUUUGAUCUCGAAACUGGUGAUAUUGCAUUUGAAACAAUCACCAAUUCAAGAUGCACCAAAAAUGUAAGAGAUUUGUCGUUUUCACGGAAUGGACGUGAUCUGGUUUUCUGCAGUGAUGACGGAAAAAUUUGGCUCUAUCAAAAUUAAAAUUCAACAUAUUUGAUUGAAUCAAAAAAUAUAUGAAUAAGAAUUAAGCUGCCUUACAUUUGAAAUUAUUUAUUGGAUAUCUUUUUAAAAUCUUCAUGGAAUGAAAGGUUGAAUGAAAUGUAUAAAACAAAAUAUUACCACAAUCAAAUGUAAAAAAAGCAACUAGAUUAACUAAUAACAAUUGAAAGCAAAGGGGAACUAUUUUUUGUUUAUCUUGAAAAACUAAAAUCAAAGAAAAAUCUUUUGUUAAGCUGCAUAAAGCGUUCUCGAUG